Salvia miltiorrhiza (redroot sage) is the source of this 2441-nucleotide messenger RNA. RefSeq names its product protein SMAX1-LIKE 3-like. The coding region runs from base 348 to 2381 and encodes 677 amino acids. The transcript has 3 exons. The record is from RefSeq and is a predicted model, not a curated record. Lineage: Eukaryota; Viridiplantae; Streptophyta; Magnoliopsida; Lamiales; Lamiaceae.
UAUCUUUGAAUUCAUCAAAAUCCAUUAAUAUUAAUAUUUACACAAAUACAGAAAGAGUGUAUAAAUCAAGAAAAGAGUGUGAGAGUAAAGCUGAUUUGCCUUUGGUACUGCUGCAAUUCGUCACCACAUGCAUACCACUUUUCCACUGCAAAUUCAACUUUGGACCCCCAAUUUUUUACCUCAUCUGCAAGAAAAGAACACUUGUUUUAAUUCCCUCCUUAAAUUUCACAAUCUCCUGCCUCAAAAUCAUAGAUUUGAUGAUACCUAUCCAUUCAUUCACUAACUAUGAAACCAAUUAAGAGCUUUUGAGUUCUGAAUUCCCAAACCACAAUCCAUUGAAUCCAAGAAUGAGAUCAGGCGGUUGUGCCGUGCAGCAAGCCCUCACCUCGGAGGCGGCGGGCAUGGUAAAACAGGCGGUGGUGGUGGCGAAGCGUCGCGGGCACGCGCAGGUGACGCCGCUGCACGUGGCGAACAGCAUGCUAGCGGCGGCGGGCGGCGUGCUCCGAUCAGCCUGCCAGCAGUCGCACUCCCACCCCCUCCAAUGCAAGGCCCUCGAGCUCUGCUUCAAUGUGGCCCUCAACCGCCUCCCCGCCACCGCCAACCCCAUCCACUACCCUUCCAUCUCCAACGCCCUCGUCGCCGCCUUCAAGCGCGCCCAAGCCCACCAGCGCCGCGGCGCCGCCGACACCCAGCAGCAGGCGGCCGCCGCCCUCCUGGCCGUCAAGAUCGAGCUCGAGCAGCUCAUCAUCUCCAUACUCGACGACCCCAGCGUCAGCAGGGUCAUGAGGGAAGCCGGCUUCUCCAGCACCCAAGUCAAAAACAAUGUUGAGAAAUCCAUCGCUUCGGAGCUCCGCCCUCAACCACCGCGCCGCAGCCGCAGCCGCAGCCGCAGUAACGAAAUACAAAACAAGGUCGUAAUCCUCGACCCCGACAACGAGGAUUCGAACAUCAUAAUCGAGACGCUGGUGAUAAGCAAGAGAAACAGAAACUUGGUCGUUGUCGGCGAGAGCGUUUCGAGCGUGGAGAAGGCGGUGCGGCGGCUGAUGGAGAGGGUCGAGGGAGGCCAAGUUCCUGAGGCGUUGAGCGGAUUGAAAUUCGUGAGCAUACCCCCCUUCUACACCUUCUGCAAUGUCCGAAGAGAGCUGGUGCAGCAGAAGAUCCAAGAAUUGGGGUUUCUUGCAAAGAGCCUUGUCAGAGAAGGGGUGGUUUUGUACUUGGGUGAUCUCAACUGGAUCAGUGAAUAUAGGGUUAGUAAUGUGGAGAGAGGGAGAAGAGAGAGAAGCUACUACUGCUCCGUGGAGCACAUGAUCAUGGAGCUCGGCCGAUUGGUUUCCAGCUUGGGAUCGGGAGGAAGAAUUUGGCUCCUAGGAAUUGCUACUUUUCAAACUUACAUCAGGUGCAGAAAUGGCUACGAUUCACUUGAAACCAUCUGGCGAUUGCAUCCGCUCACAAUUCCCGCCAAUAGUCUCGGACUCAGCCUUGUUCCUCACGGUGGUAAUGAAGCCGGAACUGGUCUUGAUUGUUCAUCAUCAGAUUUUGGAGGCGAAGAAGCUCAAAAUCUGCAACUUGGGCCCACAUUGUUGCCUUCUUGGCUCAAGGAUGAAAGUAAACGACUUUCUAACUACAAUGAUCAGGAAGUGUCCAACAACAGACAACCUAAAUCGCUCGAGAAAACCCUAACACUGUCAUGCGCGUCACCGUCUUCGUCUACCUCUUGCUUCUCGAGCGACCAACGCAACCCUAAUUUACAGAAGCUCCAUCUCUCCCCUUCAUCGAAUCUCUCCUCAGCCGGAAAGUUCAAAGAGUUCAACGCCCAAAACCUAAACAUCCUAUGCAAUGCGCUGGAGGAGAAGGUUCCAUGGCAGAAAGCGAUCAUUCCAGAGAUCGCAGGGACUAUACUGCAAUGCAGAUCGGGGAUGCUACGACGAAAAUCACAAGGCAAUGUGGAGGCCAAAGAGGAGACGUGGCUUUGCUUCCUCGGCCCCGACGCACGUGCGAAAAGGGAAAUCGCCAGGAAUUUGGCUGAAUGCGUGUUUGGGUCGUAUUCGAAGCUCGUGUGCUUGAGUUCAUGCGGGGAGGGAUUGGCUGCGGCGGUUUCGGAGAAUCCGCAUCGCGUGUUCUUGGUGGAGGAUUUCGAGUUGGCGGAUCGGUCGUGGCGGAGGAGGAUAAAGGGGGCGAUUGAGAGGGGGAGAGUGAGGGCCGAGAAUGGCGAGGAGUUUGGAUUGUGCGACGCCAUUGUUGUGCUGAGCUGUGAGAGACUUGGUUCAGUGAGGAAUGCGGAAGAAGAAGAAGAAGAUGUUAGUUUGGAUUUGAAUAUGUGUUUGCGCGGUCAUGAUGAUUUAGGGAUUCUUCAAAAUGUCGAUAGCCUUCUACUUUUCUAAAAUCUGUAUAUUCUUAAGUAGACCAAAACAAUUUCUUUUAUCUUCUCUGCUUUUUCUUCA